AGAGAGAGGGAGAGAGAGGGAGAGAGAGGGAGAGAGGGGGAGGGGGUGCAGCAGUGCCCUGGAACAGUUAAGAUCGGCCCCUCUUUUGAUAUGGACACAAGUUCCUGAUCACUGCAGUGGGUUGUGGAGGCUCAUCCAGAGGAUGGUAUCACUCUGCCACUAUCUGCACACUGUGGGAACUUGAUAAGCAUGGAAGACCUGUUGAUCUGAACAAGCAACAGAAGAAAGCUAACUCUGAUUUUAAAAAACAAAAUAUGAAUGAAGUUAAAUAAGCUGGACAGAACCAGCACUGUAAAAGAACAUCAAGAAUACUGAAGAGGUUCAGGGUUCAGGCAGAGACUGUGACCUGUAGUUUGACAAUUUACAUUAAUGCAACACAGAGAAUCCUUGGAUCUGUGACCUUUAUCCAUAAUUCCCACAACUACCCACAAGCUAAGUUGUAAAAUACUUCAAAGAGAUGGACAGGCCUGCAUUUUAUCACCUUGUGCUGGCUCUGGCUGGACUCCUCCUUCUGUCUCCACUGGUGGUCAGAAGCCAGAAUGACACUGAGCCUAUUGUUCUGGAGGGGAAAUGUUUGGUAGUGUGCGACUCCACUCCUACCACAGAACCAGCCAGUAAUGCACUGGGCAUGUCAGUGCGCUCUGGUACUGGACGAGUGGCCUUUUCAGCCAUUCGCAAUACUAACCACGAACCUUCAGAGAUGAGCAACCGGACGAUGACCAUCUACUUUGACCAGGUCUUGGUGAACGUCGGCAGCCACUUUGACCCAGCGAGGAGCAUCUUUCUGGCACCUAGGAAAGGCGUUUACAGCUUCAGCUUCCAUGUGGUCAAAGUUUACAAUAGACAGACAAUACAGGUAAGUCUAGUGUUGAAUGGAUGGCCAGUGAUAUCUGCAUUUGCAGGUGACCAGGAUGUGACACGCGAGGCGGCAACCAAUGCAGGGUUGGUUACCAUGGAGAGAGGGGACAAGGCCUACCUCAAACUUGAGCGAGGAAACCUGAUGGGCGGCUGGAAGUACUCCACUUUCUCUGGGUUUCUUGUUUUCCCUUUAUAGAAGGCGCUAGCAGAGAAGGAGAACAAAUCUAAUUGAACUGAACCUACAGAUUCAAAGAAAUCCCAGCUAUGAUCUCAAAGAAUUCUUGAUGUACUUACCCUUCUCCUCUUCUCUGUCUUGUGCUGGUGAUUUCAGUAGCUGUUCCUUAUCAUCACAUUUGCAUGGCUUCAUCCUAAAGGCCCUCUGAACCAGAUCAUGAAGACACUUGGACAAACUGGUGACAUCAUCCAAUGUCUGAUGUGGCCAUUUUAUUAAGAUCAAAGUGCAAAUGGAAACAGGUGGAUACAUGGCCACAGACUUGAUUCUAUUUAUUAUCACUAGCGCCAUCUGUUAAUCUGGCAAAACAGGUCAGAAGAGAGCCAGAUACAUUUCUAUGAUCAGGUUGCCAAAGGACUGCAGGUUCCAAUGUAAAUCUUGGCUAUGGUCAUGCAUAUUAAAGUUUUGAUGUUUGUAUUGGCACAGAUCCCUUGAUCCAUGUCCUGUUUAGCCAGUAUGGGGUAUAGCACAUUACAUAGAGGCCAAGUGGAAUGCUUAGACAUGCAUAUUCUUAAAAAUAAAGGUUUCUAAAAAGGUUCUCAGCUUGUAGAACUAAAAAAAAAACAUUAAACUGGUAUAUAACCUAGAAAUAUGUGUAAGGACCAGGGUUGGUGACCACUGCCCUAUGGCACUUCUCCAAAGAACUUUAAAAGUGUGUAACUAUACAGAACAAUGGAAUGUCGUCUUAGAAUUUCCUGUCCUUUAAUUAAACUACUAUUUAGAAGAUUUA
Messenger RNA from Pygocentrus nattereri (red-bellied piranha), 1820 nucleotides. RefSeq names its product cerebellin-1. Bases 458 to 1054 code for a protein of 198 amino acids. NCBI's taxonomy places the organism in Eukaryota, Metazoa, Chordata, Actinopteri, Characiformes, Serrasalmidae. The record is from RefSeq and is a predicted model, not a curated record. Gene Ontology annotation, molecular function: protein binding. The transcript is spliced from 4 exons. Gene Ontology annotation, cellular component: glutamatergic synapse; synaptic cleft.